CAUUCGGUCAAAACCUGUGGCUAACUCAGUCACUGUCGAACGCUUACUAUUCAAACAACGGAAAACUAUCCGCUGCUGCUCAUCGCUGGGCAGUUAAACGAAGAACAUUGGCAUUGAUUUCGUAAGUGGGCGAACGCUAUAAGAUGAAGGGAAUUAUAUUUCCCAUUUUAUUCCUUUUAAAUGGACUCGGUAUUGUGGCACCUAGCGAACCCUCGACAACUGACAGCGAACCACCGCAGAUCCUAAAUGAAGACAAAACCUUUUGGCAUGCCCAGGGUAAAGAGGAGUUACUUCGUGCCCUGAAUCGCCAACUGAAUCUCAACACCGCCAAAAACGUCAUCUUUUUCUUGGGUGACGGAAUGGGAGUUUCGACAGUGACGGCCGCUCGUAUACAUGCCGGACAAAAGCUCGGAGAGCUUGGCGAGGAGAAUUACUUAUCUUUUGAAAAAUUCCCUAAUUUAGGCCUUCUCAAGACAUACAACGUAGAUAAACAAGUGGCGGAUUCCGCAGGCUCGGCAACGUCCUAUUUGACUGGAGUGAAAGGUCGUUAUGGUACUCUCGGGUUGGACGUCUCAGCCCCCUACAACGUAUGUCGGUCUGAUCUCGGCACGAAACCGAACGUUGAUAGCGUCCUGAAAUGGGCCCAAGAUGCGGGGAAGGCCACUGGUUUUGUAACGACAACGAGAGUUACACAUGCCACCCCAGCGGGUCUGUACGCCCACACUGCUAAUCGUGACUGGGAGUGCGAUUCGCAAAUACCGUUGGCAAAUCGACACGAAUGCAAAGACAUUGCUCGACAGCUAGUCGAAGACGAACCUGGUCGAAACAUCAAGAUAAUCCUUGGCGGUGGGCGACAGAUUUUUGAAGCCGCAAACGAUAACGGCACAGCAAAGUGGCCUUGUAAAAGGGGCGACAAUAUGGAUUUGAUUGAAGCGUGGAAAGUAGACAAAAAGAAACGUGACAAGUCGUAUCUCUUUUUGGAAAACCGCGACGCUUUACUAAAUGCCAAUUUCGACGAUGCAGAGUUUAUUCUCGGUUUGUUUUCGAUGAAUCACAUCCCCUACGAGCUCGACAGAGUCGAAGAUCCCAAAGUUGGCACGUUGGCCCCCGGCAUCGAAGAAAUGACAGAAAACGCUAUUCGUUUCUUACAGAAGAAAAGUAGCAAUGGUUUUUUUCUGCUAGUGGAAGGUGGCCGAAUCGAUCACGCUCACCACAAAAAUAAUGCCUUACUGGCACUCGAGGAGACCGUGGCUAUGCACAAGGCUGUAGCCAUCGCCCAACGGCUGACAGAUAGCAAAGACACACUCAUAUUGGUCACUGCCGAUCAUUCGCAUACUUUCAAUAUUAACGGUUACCCAGUGAGAGGAAACAAGAUAACCGGUAUAGGUGGUGUGGGCGACUAUGGCUACAAUUACACGACGCUGUCGUACUCAUCGGGUCCAGGGUUCUGGAAUAACGUGAACAACGGGACUACAGAUCCCCACAAGCCGUGGCUAGAUGCUAGCACUUUAGAUGUACACAAUAAAACUUACAGGCAACUAGCACAAACUCCAGCCGAUGACGCCUACCACGGAGGCGAGGAUGUGGCUGUUUAUGCGACUGGUCCGAUGUCGCACUUGUUUCACGGAGUACACGAUCAGACUUACGUUGCUCAUGUCGUGGGGCACGCCGCCUGCAUAGGGCCAUACGCAUCUGUUUGUGACGUUCCUAAACCUGAAGCUCAAAGCGCUGGAGUUUCAACUCUUUCGUCUCACUUUACUAUCUUAUUCAUGGCUUUAGCAGUAAGCUUAGCCAUUUUCAGGCAAUAGACUUUCUCAUGUAACGCAUUAUAAACACCAAUGUUCGCAUAGCGCUCUAGAGUACGGUUCGAAUAAACAUGAAUUUUACGUA
Messenger RNA from Daphnia carinata, 1890 nucleotides. RefSeq names its product alkaline phosphatase-like. Lineage: Eukaryota; Metazoa; Arthropoda; Branchiopoda; Diplostraca; Daphniidae. The record is from RefSeq and is a predicted model, not a curated record. Gene Ontology annotation, biological process: dephosphorylation. The transcript has 10 exons. Gene Ontology annotation, molecular function: alkaline phosphatase activity. The coding region runs from base 144 to 1808 and encodes 554 amino acids.